Epithele typhae is the source of this 186-nucleotide messenger RNA. Its product is annotated as ubiquinol-cytochrome C reductase UQCRX/QCR9-like protein. Gene Ontology annotation, biological process: mitochondrial electron transport, ubiquinol to cytochrome c. The coding region runs from base 1 to 186 and encodes 61 amino acids. The record is from RefSeq and is a predicted model, not a curated record. The transcript has 4 exons. NCBI's taxonomy places the organism in Eukaryota, Fungi, Basidiomycota, Agaricomycetes, Polyporales, Epitheliaceae.
AUGUCUCUGUCCACCAUCUUCUACAACACUAUUGCUAAGCGCAACAGUGUGUACGUGACGAGCAUCUUCGCGGGCGCGUUCGCGUUCAACAUCGGUUUUGACCUCGGCGUCACGUCCUUCUGGGACUCGUGGAACAAGGGCAAGCAAUGGAAGGACAUCCGUCACAAGUACGUUGAGGAUGCAUGA